This is a messenger RNA of Periophthalmus magnuspinnatus, 5403 nucleotides long. It is a transcript of the gene ikbkg, whose product is annotated as inhibitor of nuclear factor kappa B kinase regulatory subunit gamma. The record is from RefSeq and is a predicted model, not a curated record. The coding region runs from base 91 to 1788 and encodes 565 amino acids. Lineage: Eukaryota; Metazoa; Chordata; Actinopteri; Gobiiformes; Gobiidae. Gene Ontology annotation, molecular function: K63-linked polyubiquitin modification-dependent protein binding. Gene Ontology annotation, biological process: positive regulation of canonical NF-kappaB signal transduction. Gene Ontology annotation, cellular component: nucleus; cytoplasm; IkappaB kinase complex. The transcript is spliced from 14 exons.
AGCGUUGCUAGCCUUGUUUGGGUCAAAUUUGGAUUGUACAAAACACGUUUUUUUGAGGAGACAAAUUGAAUCAAGGUAAAAUAUAAAGCAAUGGUCCAGCCUCAGCCUGACGGUCCCAUGCACUGGGACAUGUCUGCAGAGGACAGUGGAGGAGCUCUGAGGGUUCCCCCGGAGCUCGCUGCCAAUGAGGUGGUGACCCGGCUCCUGUGUGACAACCAGCAGCUCCGAGAGGCGUUGCGGCGCAGUAAUCUGGCCCUCCGUCAGCGCUGUGAGGAGAUGGAGGGAUGGCAGAGGAAGACCAAAGAGGAGAGAGAGUUUCUGAGCUGCAGGUUUCAGGAGGCGCGGGCUUUAGUGGAGAGACUGGCUCAGGAGAAUCAUUCUUUACAGAGUCUCGUGAACGCACCGUCAUCCGGCUCUGGUCACCGCUGCAGCUCUAGCCAGACCGAGGAGCAAAGGGCCAGCAACGGACCUCUGGAACCACCACAGACUUUAGAUUCACGAGAGAGGAAGAGAGUAGAGGAACUGGAUCGCCAGACUCAGACUACACCUCCACGCAGCCUGCCUGUGGAAGGCACAAAGGACGUCCUCCAGUUCCUGAAAAGCCACAAAGAGAAGCUGGAAGAAGAGAUGAGAGAUCUGAAGAGGAAGAACGAAGAGAUGGAGCGAGUGAGGGAAGAGGGAGAUAAAGAGAAAGAAAGGAUGAGGAGGUUUAUUGACCAGCUGAGAGGAAAACUGGCCCUGGCACAGCAAAGUAAUAAUCUGUCGGAGGAGUCCCACCCGCAUCGCUCUGAGGCGCAGCACUCUUCAGACUGGUACAGAGAACUGGAGGAGAAGCUGGAUUAUUUACAGAAAAGUUCAGCUCAAAGAGACAAAACGGAAGCUCUGCUCAAACAGAAGGACAAAGACUGUGCUCAGUUGGCCAAAGACUGUGAGAAUCUGAAGGCCCAGGUCACAUCUCUCCUGGGGGAGCUGAACGAGAGGCAGACCUGGCUGGACAAGAGCGAACACGAGCGCAAAGUCCUAGAGGAAAAGCUAUGCAGUAAGCAGAAAGCCCUGCAGGGGGCAGAGCGGGAGCUGGAGCAGCAGAAGAAACAAUAUCAGCUGGCCAUGGACAAACUUCUGCUACAAACUCAGAGUCUAGAGCAGGCUCUGAAGGCAGAGAGACUCGUGGUGACAGAGGAGAAGAAAAAACUGACACAACUGCAGCAUGCGUACACCUGUCUGUUCAGAGAUUAUGACUCUAAAUUCAAGAAUGAGGGGGGAGAUCUGUGCUCGCGUUUGGAGGAGGCAGAGCGGGCUCUGGCUCUGAAACAAGAUCUGAUCGACAAACUGAAGGAGGAAGUGGAACAACAGAAGGGAUCAUUAGAGACUAUCCCUGUCCUCACUGCACAGGCAGAAAUCUAUAAAGCGGACUUCUUGGCCGAGCGAGAGGCACGAGAGAAACUGAACCAGAAGAAGGAGGAGCUGCAGGACCAGCUGAACCAGGCUCUGGGAGAGAUCGAGCGGCUCAAACAGGAUGCCAAGUCACGAGCACGGAUUGAAGUGAUGAAGCUGAGACACUUGGAUGAUUUUCCCCCUCGGGCGCCGCACAUUCCUCAGGCUCCAGGCGGGUUCCCCCCGUUCCACACGGCCCCUCCCCCCUCGUCGUUCCGUGGUCAGGGUGUUGCCGUGGGUGACCAGGCGUCGGCGUCAGAGGACAUUCCUGACCUCUGCUGCCCCAAGUGCAAGUACCAGGCUCCGGACAUGGACACACUGCAGAUACACGUCAUGGACUGUAUCACAUUUUAACCACAUUCAAAUAAAACUCAAACACCAAUCACCCCUUACCCCAGCGAAUACCACGAAUACGACAAUGAAAUCAUGAGAAAUACUGCGCUCUCUGCUCACGCGGCCCCCUGCUGGAUUAAACCCAGACUAGGACUAAAGCAGGACUAGACCAAGACUAGGACUAAAGCAGGACUAAACCAAGAAUGGGGUUAUAGUUAGGGCACACUUUCUUAUCCCCGUAAGGAAAUAUGUCCUCUACAUUUGACCCAUUCUCCAGUGUCUGUGGGUUAAACCUGUUAGGAGCAGUGGGUCUCUACACAGAGAGCGAAUAAGUCAGGACUGAACAGGACUAAACCAGGACUAAACCUGGACUACACCAGGACUACACAAGAACUAAACCAGGACUGAAGCAGGACUACACCAGGACUACAUCAGAACUAAACCAGGGACUAAAUCUAGUAUAAAUUAAGAAAUAUUAAAAACCCAUACAACUGCAAUAGUCCUGGGCCUAAUAAACCAGGACUCGACCAGGACCAGACCAGGACUAAAGGUGCCCUGGUUUAAGUCCAAUUUAGUUUUCGUGUAGAAUUGGUUCGGUCCUGUUAUAGUCCCAGGUUUAGUCCCAGGUUAAUUCCAAUUGUGUUGAAUGUGAAGAGUGAACUGUCAAAAGACCCUAAAACAACUAGACCAGGGCUAAACCAGGGAUUAAACCAAAAAAAAUGUGUAAAUUAAGUAUGUAUGCCUUAAAACGGAGAGAAUAGACAACAACGCCAUGAAAAUUCAAGUUUAAAAACUACUUAAAAACUUUUAAACAUGCUUUUCUCAGAUGCUGUGGCUGGCCGUGUUAGCUGAGGGCGUUGUACAAAAACUUGCUUUAUGUUUGGUAUCUGGCAUCUCCCAUAAAUGACAUGUCAAUACAGACGAUCAGUUCAUUUUACCAAAUACCUGUGUGUCAGAUGCCUUCCCAUCCUCCUGUAUCCCUGUGUGUCAGUCAGAUGCCCUCUCAUCCUGUGUGUCUGGUACCCUCCCUGUGUGCUAGAUGCCAUCCCAUCCUCCUAUAUCCGUGGAUUAGAUGCCCUCUGCUUCUCCUAUGUCCAUGUGUGUCAGAUGCCCUGCCGUCCUCCCCCUGUACCCCUGUGUGCCAGAAGCCCUCCCAUCCUCCUAUAUCGCUGUGUCAGAUGCCCUCUCUGUGGGUCAGAUGCCCUCCCAUCCUCCUGUGUCCCUGUAGUGUUAGACUGAGAUGGGGGCAGGUCAAAUGUCUCUAGUUACUCUGCAGAUGUUGUGGUGUGUCAGAUGCCCUCCCAGAUGUUGGUGGUGUGGUUGGAGAAUGGACCUUGGACAUUGUAAAAUCAGUAUUUUUCAUUUCUCUUCUUCCUGGGUCACUUUAUCGAUGCAGUUUUGUAGAAAUUAAAGACUCUCUGUGUGUAGUGAACGUAAUUAUGGACAGCCUCAUUUAAAUCAAUAGUUUGUGUUCACUUUCAUUUUAAAGAAUUAGUUCAACCUGAGCUGGAGGUCAGAGGUCAGACGUCACAGGUGGAAUUUGCUGUAUAACUGUCAGAUUACAACUGUGUGGACCUGGUUUAUCUCUGUAAUUACUGGGCCUAUCCACAGGAAAACAAAAACUGGCACAAAAUUCAAACAAAAAUCUAAAUAUUUUUACACAAAUAGCUUAAAAUCCUGGUUGUACUCUUCUAACGCACUGAUGUGAUUGAUGACAGUAUGUUAUUAUGUUAUUUCUUUCCCUGGAUUGUUCCGCAGUAUAGCAUUAAACAUAACAAUAACAGGUAAAAGGUGUGUUAUUGUUCAGAAAAACUUUGAAAAACACGUAGUCUUACUGCGAGUGGACGUGCCUCUCCACAGAUCAUACCUGUAUCUUGCUGUUCAGAUACGUAGCUUGUCUCUAUGAUGACAGCAAGAAAGAUCAGUCUAAUGCUAUGCUGUGGAAUAUUCCAGGCAAAGCAAUAAAAUCUCCACUCAAAAUGUUACAUAGUAUACCUUUUAGGCCAAAAAAUGGAUAUGGUAAAUUUGUUAAGAUAAUUAAAAGGCAUUUAGUUUUCAUUUGUGUAGUUUAAAGAGGGGGUAUUAUGCAAAAGAAGAGUUUUAGUUGUCAUCCACGUUUGAGUAAUCUACCGAUCUCUGCUGGGCCCUAUUUGUGUAAGAUUUUGGCCAAGGCUCUGCCCACAAGCUUACAUCAUACAUAUACAAAAGCAGGACAGUUGUCCCUCAGUAUAUCGUGGUUCACCUUUCGCGCCCUCACUGUUUCACAGAUUUUUUGUGUGAAAUUUUGCACUUUUUUUUUUUACAGUGUAUGAAUGUGCAUUGUGUUCUGCGUCCUGAUUGGCUGAAGGACUGUAGACCAUUGUCCAUCAGUCUCCUCCGUGCCGUGUCUCCUGUACAGUACAGAAUGUGUUCAGACAAAUUUACAUAAAUGUUGGAUCACAGUGUGACUCUGAAGUGCUGUAUGUUUGCAAUUUGUUUUCUCCCCGACAAAACCCACAAUGUCGAUGAAACGUUCUGCACCGACAAAGGCGCCUACGAAGGUUUCAACUUUCAAAUAAGAGAGAAAUGUGAGAAAAUGUUAAUGCCUGUCUGAGAAAAGUGUAUAUGUAAAACCCCUCACCACACACUUUAUAGUAUAAAGUGUGUGGUGAGGGGUUUUACAGCCUUAAAACAUAUAGAAUAACUGUAAAAAAUAAAGCUGACUACUUCGCUGAUUUCGCCUAUUGCGGGUUAUUUUUAGAACGUAACCCCCGUGAUAAACGAGGGACCACUGUAUACAAAACAAUACACUCCAGCUUCACAAACCUGAUGUGAUGUGCAGUAGUUCCAUUAGUGGGAUGCACGUUGAUUCUGUUGUGAUAGAGCUCUGAAGGGGGAGUGACUUAGCAUGGGGUGCGUCAAAAACAAAACUGACAGUUACUAAACAUGUUAAUACGUUGUUUUGUGCGAAUAUAACAUUUUCAAAACAAUAAAAGGAAACAUGGUGAUCUAAAUAUGUAACGUGUUACAGUUAAUACUCCUUAGAAUUAAAACACCUCUUUUUAAGAUUUCAUUCAUAAAUUGUGACUGAUUCUUGUGUUGUAAUGGCCCUGUUCUCCAUCUCCAUCCUUGAAUUUGGACAUGCAAUUUUAAAAUGUGAACACGACCUAAUCCUCAAAACCACUAGAAAAUGUAUGAAAUUCUCACUAGACAAAAUUUUGUGAAUUUUAUUUUAUUUUUUAAGGUUUAAAUGUGGCUUGUCUUUUACCUCCUAAACAUGUUCAGACAUGUUUGACCUGUGUUUACAUCACAUCACUGCCCCAUGAACAGGGGGUCUCCAGCUAAUGGGAAGGAGCGGGACUAAACCAGGACUAAACCAGGACUAAAUAGGGUGAACCAGGACUAAACUAGGACUGAACUGGGACCGAACCAGGACUGAACCAGGAUUAAACCAGGACUAAACCAGAACUAAAGCAGGGCUACAUUAGAUCUGUCCCGGUCCUUGCCCCUCUGUAUGAGACCCUCUGAUUGUGUUGCCUUUCUGUGCUCUUGGUUUCUGCAUUUGUGGCACUUUGCGAUCUCUCUGAAUGUACCUCCUCCAUAGUCCGUGAAUUUUAUCUGUAAUUAUAAAAAACUGGUGCAAAUUAAUGUUUCAAA